Bombyx mandarina (wild silkworm) is the source of this 1738-nucleotide messenger RNA. Its product is annotated as late histone H1-like. The record is from RefSeq and is a predicted model, not a curated record. Lineage: Eukaryota; Metazoa; Arthropoda; Insecta; Lepidoptera; Bombycidae.
GAUAUAUAACUAGUUUUAUUAAAACUUUAGUAUAGUGCAGUCGUCGCGUGCAAAAAUUUUCGUUUAUUUCUAGUCCUUUUAGCACCACGUAAAAGCGUAUUUAAGACAGUAUAGGUAUGUACAACAUUUUUAUUAUUAUCAUUAUAAUUGUUGAUUUAUAUUGAUAGCGUGAAAUCUCAUUGUACAUAGGUACUUAAUAUAUAUAUUUAAAAAAAAAAUAAUGUUAAAAGAAAAAGAAAAAAAAAAAAAAAACUUUACAAGCAACCAGAAUAGAACAUUCCGCUCGCGCGUUCCGAAACUUGAAAGUUUGAAUCUGUUUUACGUACCUCUCGAUUGAUCAUCAUUUUAACCUAUGAAAACUUUUAUAUUUCAUAAAAAAAUAAGUUCAACCUUAAAAGUAUACGAAGAGGGUUAUAUAUUAUUCAUUAAAUAUAUAAUUAUUAUUCGUUUUAUAUGUAAAAUAUCAUAAUAAAGUUAACACUACCUGUGCAAUCGACGAGAUAGCGUUGUUAAAAGUUUAAUAUUAUUUUAUAAUACGAUCGGAUCAUAACGAAUCGUACAUCAGUAGAUUCAAGGAUUCGUGUAGUUUAAUCUAAAUUCGAUAGAAUAAUUACGUGUCUUUAAUAAUAUCGAAAAAAAUACAAAAGACGUGAGAUGUGUUAGUGAAAAGUUUCAAGAAUUGGUACACGAAAACGUAUCGCGUUUUUAGCGUUCUCGUUACGGUAACAGAUCGGCGCGGGUUCAAAACUAACCGAUCGUGGCGACAUCUGUAAGGUGUAAACAUUUUCAUUUUUCCGAUUCAUUAUUCUGCCUGUGCUUAAUAAUAAUAUUGGAAUCUCUUGUGUUUUGUGUGUGCGUGUACAACAACAAUAAUAAUAUAAUCAUCAACGAUGGCAGAUACCGCUGUUGGGCGUGAAACUCCAGCUCCGGCUACACCCGUCAAAAAACCAAAAACAUCCGCGAGUGGUGGUGCUUCCGCGGGCGCUAAGAAACCUAAAGCUAAACCGAGCCAUCCGAAGACGUCGGAAAUGGUGAACAGCGCUAUUGCCGAACUCAAGGAGCGCAGCGGCUCAUCUUUACAAGCAAUCAAGAAAUACAUAGCGGCCCAGUACAAGGUGGAUGCUGAAAAAUUAGCACCGUUCAUAAGAAAGUAUCUGAAGAACGCCGUCGAAUCCGGUACUCUAAUACAGACUAAAGGCAAGGGAGCUUCCGGAUCUUUUAAACUGGAAUCGAAGACCUCCGGUUCGAAGAAACCCGGUUCCGGAUCUGGUGGUGCGUCCGGUGGCAGUUCCGUAAGGGCAGCAAAGGGCAACGCUUCGUCCGCUUCCGCUUCGGCAGCGUCUAAAGGCGGCAGCAGCAACAAAAAGGGAGGGGCCGGCGCCGGUGGUGCCGCUUCGACUUCUUCGGGGGCGGCUGCCGGCAGGGCCGGAAAGAAAGCGGCUGCAGCGUCAGCUUCAUCGCCGUCGAAAGGUAAAUCUUCGAUUGCCGCAACCGCCGCAGUUUCGGUAAAGGAGAAAAGAGCCGCCGCCGCCGCGAAAAAGAAGCCCGCCGCCGCUGCUAGGAAGUCUGGAGCGAGCGCUAAAGCUGCGGCCGCCAAGAGCGCGCCGAAAGCUAAGAAAACAGCUAAACCACCAACAAAGAAACCGAAAGCGCCUAAACCGAAAAAGGCCACCGCCUCGACGCCUAAAACGAAACCUUCGGCCAAAAAAGCGUCCGCCGCUUCGAAGAAGUGAUUCAU